AUAGAAAGGUCGAUUUACUGGGUUGGCCAUAGCGCAUAGCGUCAGACGAGCUUGGUGAUCAUUUUGAGAGUUGCUUUCCUCCUUUCCCACCUCUGAAAAUGGCUAAAGUUUUAGGUGUUGCCGUCGAUGGUAGCGACAUCUCCAAUGCGGCUUUUGAAUAUGCUUUAGAAAGCCUGUACAAGCCUGGAGACACCGUUGUGGUGAUCCAUGUUGCUGAAUAUCACAUCAGCAUUCCUGCAGUCGGUUCAUCAGAUGUUGAGAAGUUGUGUGAAGAAAUGAAAAAGCGAGAUCAAGAGAUUGGAUCUUUGACAGCCACUUACACAAAUGCGUUGAGACAGAAAUCAAUAAGUGGCAAGGCAGUGAGACCAACUGGCGGCAAGCCUGGAGAGGUGAUAGUCAAGACAUGCAAGGAAGAGGGGAUUUCCCAUAUCGUCAUGGGAACAAGAGGUCUGGGAGCAUUUCAGAGAGCUGUCUUGGGUAGUGUGAGCCAGUAUGUCCUAAACCACUCGUCUAUUCCUGUCACCAUUAUACCUAAGAAAGCCUGAGCAAUAGGUUGAAUGUGGAACAUCAAUGAGAAUAUCUCUAUUUGGAGAUUUUCUUGAGACUUAAAAGAUUUUUAGCAGAUUUUUAGAGGGGAAAUUGAAUUAUAAGCAAAGGUGAAAAUUGCAUUUAAAGCAGAUUUUUAGAGGGAAAACUGAAUUAUGAUAUCAGAGAUUUGUGGAGAGGCUUUUAUUGUAAGGGGUUACAGGUUAAGAAUUAUGAAACUCUUGAUUCUGUGUUGCUUCAUUUGGAUCAUGGAUAAUGUGUGUCAUGUCUUCUGUUGGUGACAUCCACCUCUACCAUUGUUCACACGGACUAGCGAUUUAUGUAAUAUAACUUGAGUUUGGAUGAAUUGUUACUAAUGGACCAGUGUCAGUGUCUGUCCAUGUACAUGAGACAGGACAUACCACGGCUGGAGAAUCAGAGACGUUACCGUCUAUACUUUAUAAACACAAAUGUAACUGGGUUUUUGAUGUACCAGCGUAUUUGUUUACUGUACAUAUGAUCCAUUGUGACUGAACUUCAAACUGGACUGAAAGCUGUUAUUGGGAAUGAAUCCCUGCCAUAUUUCAAGUUUUCCUUUUUAAUCUUGCUUUAGCCAAUGCAGACUUUUGUUUUUAAUUUGAAUUACCUACUUUGUUACAGCUACAUUUGUUGUUAGAGGAGAAUGCUCAGAGAUGUGUGACUUGGGUCAGCACGACCCAGAUUUCUUUCAUUGUAAUCGGAUAUAUCAGUAAUGCUACAUGGCAAGUACUGGAGCAGUAUUCAAGAUUCUUGUUUGUUUACCAGUUGCCAUGGUAACAUGAAAAAGAUUGUCUUAAAACUCCUGAUCUACUCAUGGAAUUAUUUGAGGAAACUAUUCAAGACCAGAAGUACUUGAUCUGAUUCUGGAAGCACUAUCAGUGUACCAGCAGAGAAUGUUGUUUUCAUCUUUUCUAGUACUGCACUGGAAGUUUUUCAAACAUUGUUACCGUGGCAACUGGAACUACUUGUUAAGUUUGUAUGGUAUUUUUGCCCUAAUUCUCAUGUUCAGCAGUUCAUGCAUUUACAGCUUGAGGAGAGUAUUUUUGUUUGUAUGUAUGCAAUUUAUACAAUUAUUUACACCACUUUCAGAGUUCUACAGAGAGGAGACAUAAUGAAAAUGUGAAAUUUACAAAUAAUGACAUGAAACAUUCACUUUUUGCAUUACCAUGAAUACCAACCUUGUGCUUCAAGUACUGAUUAGAGAAUUCUUAUUUAUCACAAAGCUUCUAACAUUCCGUUUGUUAUUUUGAAAUUGCAGCAUAAUAUCUUUAUUUCUAGCUAAUUCAUCACAAAAUGUGUUUUUUUUCUGAAUAUUCCAUGUUUAUUAAUAGAGUCCAUUGCAAAAGAUAUUUUCAUUCAGUUGUCUACACUUUAGUUUCAAGGUUAAUUACAGAUAUGUUCUUAAAUGUUUUGUGAUAACAAUACUAUUGUAUUAGCAGGAGGUCACAUGUUAAUUUGGGUUACAUUUUGUGUGACUUAACAUUCCUUGUCAUGAUGUUACACAUGGGUGUCUGUACUGAACAUCAAAACUGUAUUUUACAAUCAAAGGUACAAUUACAGCAAACCAUUCAUAUCAUUGCUAUAAGGGACAGGAUUGUCAACCCUAUGCAAACUGCAAGACUCACCUCAACCCCAAUCUUGUUAAACCAGCAUGACCGUAUUGAGAAGACAAAAUCCAGUGGUAAACAUAAACAUACAGCACUAUAUGAAUAUCAGAAUAAAUAUAGCAUGAAAUAUUGUAACCUACCACUAGUGUCUUAAGCAAGCUUCGUGAUUUCCUGUCAUAACAGUUGUAUUUAAUCAAAGCUAUUGAUUUAAUGGAUUGUAUUAUAUCAUCUCUCCCCAAUGAUGCUUGUUAUGCUUAUCUGCUCACACCAUGUACAAAUUCUUAUAAAUGAUUAUCACACCUGUAUUCAUGUAGCAUUUAAUAAAUUUUCACCCCUUU
Molecule: messenger RNA, 2509 nt
Organism: Haliotis rubra (blacklip abalone)
Lineage: Eukaryota; Metazoa; Mollusca; Gastropoda; Lepetellida; Haliotidae
Product: universal stress protein YxiE-like
Exons: 4
Coding region: 99-545 (148 amino acids)
Source: RefSeq, a predicted model, not a curated record